AUGGCUGACAGAAGCCCGGAAGAAGGUCGUGGCACAAAUCCCAAUACCUACCACUCACCGGCAGUUACCUUCAUUCUUUGCAGCAUCUCGGUUCUACAGGGGCCAAUGCACUCCAAACUCCGCAGAGUGUCUGACUUGCCCUUUGACAGAGCCACCCUUCAGUACCUGGCCAUACGAUGCCAAGAAGGCAAGGUGGACAUCACACAUCAGUUCAGAGAUGGCAACAGAACCUCUGCAGAACCCUCACAGAACAAGUCCUCUGAGAUGCUCAUUGGUGCUUCCCGAAGUUGUGCGUUCCCCGACCCAGGGCCCACACCAGCAGGCUCGCACUCGCUGAGUUACACGUCCACCGCCGUGUCCCGGCCCGGCCACCAGCACCCCUCCUUCGUCCUCGUGGGCUACCUGGACGACCAGGAGUUCGUGCGCUUUGACAGCGACGCGGCGAGUGCGCGGGUAGAGCCGCGGGCGCGCUGGGUGGAGCAGGAGGGACCCGAAUACUGGGCCAGAGAGACGCGGAUCGCCAGGAACAAUGCCCGGGUCUACGCCGAGCGCCUGGACAUCCUGCUGGGCUACUACAACCAGAGCAGGAACGGGUCUCACACCCUCCAGAGCACCUUUGGCUGCGAGGUGGGCUCCGAAGGGCGCUUCCAGCACGGCUACCGGCGCUAUGCCUACGAUGGCAGAGACUACCUUGCUCUGAAUGAGGGCCUGCGCUCCUGGACCGCCAAGGACACCAUGGCUCAGAUCACCUGGCAGAAGAGAGAGGAGUCCGGGGAGGCAGAGCUCUACAGGACCUACUUGCAGGGGGAAUGCGUGGAGUGGCUGCACCGGUACCUGAACGAAAGGAAGGAGGCUCCACACACAGAGUCUCCCAAAACACACAUAACCCACCACCACUUCUCGGACCAUGAGGCAACUCUGAGGUGCUGGGCCCUGGGCUUCUACCCUGUGGACAUCACCCUGAUCUGGCAGCGGGAUGGAGAGGACCUGAUCCACGAAACGGAACUAUUGGAGACCAGACCUUCUGGGGAUGGAACCUUCCAGAAGUGGGCAGCUGUAGUGGUGCCUUCUGGAGAGGAGCAGAGAUACACGUGCCAUGUACAGCACCAGGGGCUUCCAGAGCCUGUCACCCUGGGAUGGGGUAACGUGGGGGGUAGAGACUCUUCUCAGAGAGGUUAGAAGCCCACUCCCCAGAAAACUCAGAGGGUAGCACUGAACCCCGGGGGUCAGCUCUUGUCUUUCCUUUGUAUUCCCAGAACCCCCACCUCAGCCUCGCAUUCUUGUCAAUA
Suncus etruscus (white-toothed pygmy shrew) is the source of this 1289-nucleotide messenger RNA. Its product is annotated as H-2 class I histocompatibility antigen, Q10 alpha chain-like. Gene Ontology annotation, biological process: immune response; antigen processing and presentation of endogenous peptide antigen via MHC class I via ER pathway, TAP-independent; positive regulation of T cell mediated cytotoxicity. Bases 1 to 1179 code for a protein of 392 amino acids. Lineage: Eukaryota; Metazoa; Chordata; Mammalia; Eulipotyphla; Soricidae. Gene Ontology annotation, molecular function: signaling receptor binding; peptide antigen binding. Gene Ontology annotation, cellular component: external side of plasma membrane. The transcript has 7 exons. The record is from RefSeq and is a predicted model, not a curated record.